AUGGUUGCUGAAUUCUUGACCAUACGCAACCUCAGCGCAACUCCGGUCGAGCUGAAGCUCGUCGAGCGCUUCUCUCGACCGGAGAAAUCCCGGGGCUUCAAUACUAUGGCCAAGAACUUCACCCGGAUGGUGACCAACGUCACCCGUACAGGCACUCCGGCGGAGCCUCUGGACCAAGAUGCGCGUCCAUUCGCUCAUCAGGAUGUCAAUGUCCGCGUGGAACCCUUUAGCAGCGUCCGAACCGACAUCCGGGCCUUUGACAAGUCUGACAAGGAGCGGUUGCGUUUGACGUUGGAAGCGGAAGGGGAGAGACACCAGAUUCAGAUCCCCGUACCGACCACCGAGUCCGCGGAGAUGAGGGCGUUGAGCGACAACCCCCGCUUCAGAUUCACGGGCAUCUAUGUGACACCCGAAUCGCACCUGGCCAUCUUCGCCUCGUCCAAGCCCAAUGCGUGGAUGCAAGAGCUGAGGGAUGAUAUCCUGCUCUCCGCUCUCUCCAUCCCCGGCACGCACAAUUCGCCCACCUGCUACGUUGCUGCGCCGUCAGUUCGUUGUCAGGCGGUCAGCCCCCGUGAGCAAUUGGAGAACGGGGUGCGCUUCUUUGAUAUCCGGGUGCAGCCUCAACAUCCCGAUGACCCCGACAGAGAUGAGCUCGCCCUGGUCCACAGUGCAUUCCCGAUCUCCCUGACGGGCAGCAAGUACUUCCGGGACUUGAUGCAGGAUGUCGAUGACUUCCUCAACCGUAACCCGUCCGAAACGCUCAUCAUUUCCCUGAAGCGGGAAGGCAUUGGCAAGGCGACGGAUGAGCAGCUCAGCAGGAUUCUCCGUGACCACUACGCUCAACCCGAGAGCCGUUGGUACACCGAACCCAGGAUCCCGACGCUGGGCGAGGUUCGCGGCAAGAUUGUGCUGUUGCGCCGUUUCAACAUCGAGGACCGCUUGAAGCAGGAGCACGGCGGACGCGGUUGGGGAAUCGACGGCGGUGGCUGGGCGGACAACACCCCCAACGCUACCUGCCCGAGCGGACAACUCUGCAUCCAAGACUUUUACGAGGUCUUGGAAACCGAGAACAUCGGGACGAAGAUCCAGUACGUGACCGAGCACAUCGCACGCGCGGCUGUGAACCGAUAUCCAUUCGGCGUCCGUGACGCCUGGGACCAGCGGUAUCCGUUCUUCAUCAACUUCCUCAGCGCAAGCAACUUCUGGAAGAAAAAGACCUGGCCCGAAAAGAUCGCGGCCAAGCUGAACCCGGCCACGGUCGACUAUCUCUGCCGGCGGCAUCCCGAGAACCCGGACGGCGACUGGUCCACCGGCAUUUUGGUCACAGAUUGGGUCGGAUUGGACGGAGACUGGGACCUGAUUCGGUGUAUCGUGGGCAUGAACUCGAAGCUGAAAUCGAGAGAGAGCUAG
Molecule: messenger RNA, 1410 nt
Organism: Rasamsonia emersonii CBS 393.64
Lineage: Eukaryota; Fungi; Ascomycota; Eurotiomycetes; Eurotiales; Trichocomaceae
Product: Phosphatidylinositol diacylglycerol-lyase
Exons: 1
Coding region: 1-1410 (469 amino acids)
Biological process (GO): lipid metabolic process
Molecular function (GO): phosphoric diester hydrolase activity
Source: RefSeq, a predicted model, not a curated record